AUGAGUCCCCGCCAGUCUCCCACAGUCCCCGCCAGUCUUCCACAGUCCCCACCAGUCUCCCACAGUCCCCACCAGUCUCUCAGUCCUCACCAGUCUCCCACAGUCCCCACCAGUCUCACACAGUCCCCACCAGUCUCCCACAGUCCUCGCCAGUCUCCCACAGUCCUCACCAGUCUCCCACAGUCCCCACCAGUCUCCCACAGUCCCCACCAGUCUCCCACAGUCCCCACCAGUCUCCCACAGUCCCCACCAGUCUCCCACAGUCCCCACCAGUCUCUCAGUCCUCACCAGUCUCCCACAGUCCCCACCAGUCUCCCACAGUCCCCACCAGUCCCCCACAGUCCCCGCCAGGCUCCCACAGUCCCCACUAAUCUCCAACAGUCCCCACCAGUCUCCCACAGUCCCCACCAGUCUCCCACGCCUGGACCAGUCCUGUAG
This is a messenger RNA of Pecten maximus, 438 nucleotides long. RefSeq names its product DNA-directed RNA polymerase II subunit RPB1-like. The transcript has a single exon. NCBI's taxonomy places the organism in Eukaryota, Metazoa, Mollusca, Bivalvia, Pectinida, Pectinidae. The record is from RefSeq and is a predicted model, not a curated record. The coding region runs from base 1 to 438 and encodes 145 amino acids.